UGAAUUGCGCAAUAGAAUAGAAGGUUGUAACUUGUAUGCAUAACGGCCUCGAUAAAGUCUGCAGAAACCUCCAACACUAGGACAGAAUUCGCAACCUUCUCCAGCUCUAUCAGAAUCUCUGAAUUUCCAGCUCUGUCCAGGGACUAGGUUUCCGUGCGAUUGAGAAUGAAGACUGAGGCGAUUGAGAGUCGGAGCAAUUGCUCGUCUUCAACCGAGGUAGAAUCCGGUUCACAAGGCAAGUCAGAGAAGGACUGUGAAAUGGAGAUGAGUUCCAAAGGCUCCGACCCUGCAAUCUGGGAAGAAAUUGAGCUUUCCGAGAGCUACCUUGUUUGCUCAAUGUAUGAGGAGGCAGCGUCAUCAGCCUCCUCUAUUUUGAAGCGUCUUUCUAAACAUAGUGAAGACCUUGAAGCCACAGACCAUUUUGAAUUGUAUGACAUGUUGGAAUCGGCUGGUAUGGUGCUUGUCCAAUCCUUAAGAGAACUUGGAAGGACAUCAGAAAUUAUGCACGAGCUCAAACUAUUAUUUGCUUUUGUUCCUACUAUCCCUGUUCAAGUUCUUCUCACUGGGAUAUGUUUUUAUAUGUCAGAAGGGCACUCUCUUGGUGUUCAAGAAUUUCUGGAAGAGUUCCUUAGCAGGUGGACUUUUGUCGAUGAACAAUAUGUUCUUAUUGGUACAGAAGAAAAUGCAGAUUACACGGAAAAAUGUGAUGGGCCUUUUCUUUUGGGAGUUGAUAAGUAUCUAGAAGUUGUUGAGGUCUAUGUUCUGAAACUUCUGGGAACCAUUUUGAAUGAUGUUGACCUUGCAUCCUCUUGGGUUGAGAAUGCUAAAUUACCUGAGGACAGAAGACAGGUACUUCUGAGAAGAUUACACUCAUUGCAUUCUGUUAAAGCCACUAAUUCCUCACAAGGUACCUUCUCAUCUUUGCUGGUGGACGACAAUGAAGCUCAUUCAUCAUGUUUGCAGCAGAUAACUGUGCCAGACGGAUAUCCAAAAACCAAAUACCCCCCAAAGGGAGACACUGCUAAGAACCAAGCAGUUUUUUAUUUAUCUAAAAGAUUGGAACCAUGUUUCUGGUGGUUCCGUACCAUCACUCUGAAAUUUGGAAGUUCUCGGGUGGUAAUAUCUAAUGGAAAGAUUGUCCUGGGCUUCUUGAUUCUGCUCAUAUAUUAUGUUUUCCGGAGGAAACAAGCUACCAUAAAGAGAAUUGUUCGGAGACAAACUUUAUCAAUGAAGAAUGCUCUGGUAGACUUGUGGCAGCUUGCAUUUUCAUACCAGGUGAAUCCUUUAGCUGCUGUUCAACCUCUCGCGACUGCAACAAGGUCAGGCCAGUGAUAAAGCUUUAGACAUUCUCCAUUGAGGAUUCUUUGCUAUAACAACCAACCGCUAACAGCAGAACAUUCUCUUCAGUGAAAAUGCAAUAAGUAUGAACAAAUCCUGGUAAGAGUGCUAUUAGUAUGCACCAAAUUCGCAGUGAUUGUGCUAUUUUACCAGUGCAAUAUAGGUUCUGACGUUGGAUUAGGAAACCAUAUUUUUGCUAUUUUGUUUUGGUUGGGUUUUUAUAGGUCACAUCACGUGUAGAUUUAAUGAUCUCUUUUUAGUACGUUUAAAAGAUGAAUUGCAGUUUUAAAUUAACGAAACAUUAUACAUAAGCCAGCAA
This is a messenger RNA of Prunus mume (Japanese apricot), 1657 nucleotides long. It is a transcript of the gene APEM9, whose product is annotated as 3-phosphoinositide-dependent protein kinase-1. NCBI's taxonomy places the organism in Eukaryota, Viridiplantae, Streptophyta, Magnoliopsida, Rosales, Rosaceae. Gene Ontology annotation, biological process: peroxisomal membrane transport. The record is from RefSeq and is a predicted model, not a curated record.